AAUGACCGAUCCAAACACUACUGCACAGGGACCUCAAGUGAAGACUGAGUCAAGCCCAAUCUUGAGCGCCCCUGAGAUCAAUGAAAUACCAGAGAUCAUUGAUCUCGACAAUUUGCCAGACGCUCCGAGAAACAAUCCCCAGAACCAACAACCAACGGUCAAUCAGGCCGAAAUGGAUGUAGAGCAAGAACCAUCGUUGCAUCCCCAGCAAGAAAGCUCCGCGGAGAUGCCUGGUGUAAACAGUGAAUCAGUACCAGCAGACCGACCUCAAGCACCUAUGAAUUCUCUCAAUGAACAUGGCGAUGUCAUUGUCCACCCACCCAAGUUCCAAGCCCCCGACGAUGUGGCAGCCGCACGCAUGGAAUUGUAUGAGGUCUUCCGUCGUGCUUGGACCUCAUCUGACAUUAACUAUUUUAACGAUCCAAAGAUCAUUCAUGAUCUAGCGCAUUACAAUCAACGAUGUACCGGCAAUUCUGAGCAAUUCAUGAUACAGAGCAAGACAAUGGCCGAUAUAAUCACCGGGAUCUCUUCGAUUGUAAAUGUCCACCCUCCCUUCAGCCAAACGACGUUAAGAGAGCAAGUCAAUAAAACCGCAACUCUUUACAAUACUGUAGGAAGCAUCGGUGCUUCAUGGAAAGAUAUUGUUGGUGAACCAUAUUACGUCCUAGUAGAAAAUUUCGCAAGGGACUUCACGAACGGACCCUCAAACUUGGAAUCUCUUUUGACGGAGCUGAUGAAACCAACCCCAGUCCAGAGCCGUCAUCUUUCAAGUGUUCGCGGUUCACUUGAUGUACUUAUGAUGGUACAGGGUGCAGAUGUCACCAGCUGCCUGAACAGAUUGGAAGAGAUUGACAGGAAGCUGAUUGAAUCGAACCUCGGAUCCAAAGUCCGAGACGGUGAUGUCUCGCUUCCGUGGAAGUAUAUAGCCUCAGCUGUAUGCUCAGGCAAUACUCAGUCCACUGCGUUUGCGGAACUUCAUUUCUAUCUGACCUGUAUGGGUGUUCCAGGGAACAUCUCUAAUGCCCAAUCCAAUUUGCUCUCGCAGGACCGAGGGAAAGAAAUAUUCAAAGAACGAGUUCUAUCGACAAGAUAUGUAGAGCAAGAAAAGAAGGACGCCUUACAAGCCAUUAGAAGCCAUCAUGGCCUGGAAUCGAGAAAUCAAGACCGUGCCACCGAUGAAAAAAAGGUCCACUUUACGUCAAGUGAUGGCCUGCCUCAACAGGGAAAUGCGUCUCAGUCUCAUCAAACAUCAAACGACACCUCCAAGGCCAGCAAUGGUGGAGAUGCAGACAAUGAGGGCUUGCUGAUUACCAUGGAGAUGCCAGACAUGUAUCCAGAAGGCGUGCCAAAAACAACAGUAGCGUGGGGAUAUUAUGCGGGUGGUCGAGUGUUCUACAUUAACAAAGUCGGAUACACUGGAGGCUCAGCUUAUCGCCGUGAUACCACCCCAUGCGGUCCUGAUAUUGCCAGAUGGGAGAGGCUUGAUGAAAAAGACAGCAUCAAGUAUGACAGGUUUGGAGACAAACGUAACGGCACAAAAAAGGUUUACACAAGACGGCAUAUAGCUGGUAUAGGCGGCGUCGUGUUGGAUAUUCUUAAAUACGGCACUGUCGACAAAGCGCUCCAGGCUCUCAACCCCAAUAUUGAUAAAGACUAUUGGGAUGUGACCCCAGUGUUGACCGUUUGGAGACCGAGCGGCGGUUUGCAAGGACCUACCGUUCGACGAUGGGAGACUCGUGGCUGUUUCCGCGAUCGAACAAGGAAAAACGCAGCGGAUCUCUUGAUCUAUCAGGCAGCAAUGGUACAAGAGCAAAAUCUCACAAAUCUUGUCAGAAGGACACGUUCACCUUCAGCAGGAUUAAUACCGAACCAAAUGAACAACCUGAGGGCUGAAUCGUUGCCACCUCAACAUGCCUCGAUUGAUCCCACUCGACCUGUUCCAAGCGUUGAGGAACCGCGAGGUUUUGCUCAGUUCGCUGACCGUAACAAUCGAUACCCUACCCCUGCCUCUCCUGCUUUACGAAGUUUUGCCCCGGAACAGCCAUGGAAUGUUAAUGUUCCGCCUCCGAUAUUCAGCAGUCACCCUCGGACUAACACUUCCCAAGCACCAUCUUCCGCCGAGGAAAUGCUUCUUAAGUCCUACUUGCAAGAUUACAACUGCACCAAGGUUUCGGAUCUACCUUUUGAGGUACAGAAGAAGUAUUUUAGGAUAUUGAAAGAAGCAUUCAACUAA
This is a messenger RNA of Periconia digitata, 2233 nucleotides long. The record is from the annotation of a GenBank genome assembly. NCBI's taxonomy places the organism in Eukaryota, Fungi, Ascomycota, Dothideomycetes, Pleosporales, Periconiaceae.